UCUCCGCGCGUCGCGGCGUUCGAACGUGUUCAGUGUUGGAUUUACCAUUGUUUCGGUGUAUUGUUUGAAACACGCUCAGCUGAUCAAUGACAUAACUAUACGCUUCUAUACAGCGUUACCUGUAGAGAAAAUAAAAAACACAAGAGUGCGUUCGCGUGUUCGAUCUCCAGGAACUAAAAAGGAGUCAUCUGUAAAUAUAAGCGUCGCGGAGGACCGACCAAACGCGUGUGACUGAUCGAUACUUUUAAAUGAUAACAUGGUUUCAAUUAGGUGUUUUAGAAGACGGUGAGAUAGUGUGACUGUGGAAUUGUGUUGUGUCGUGAAUUUAAUUCAGAGUUCGCUUAAAGAGAUGCGGUUAUCACAGUAAGCAUGUGGGCUGUGCUUCUGGGCGUGGCGUGCGUGGCGAGCGCGGGCGCGCUGCAGCCGCGGUGCGAGGAGAUCACCAUACCCAUGUGCAGGGGCAUCGGGUACAACCUCACGUCGUUCCCCAACGCGCUAGACCACGACACGCAGGAGGAGGCUGGACUUGAGGUGCACCAGUACUGGCCGCUCGUAGAAAUCAAAUGCUCAGCCGACCUGAAGUUCUUCCUAUGCUCCGUGUACACGCCGAUAUGUAUAGAAGACUAUCCCAAACCCCUCCCGGCCUGUCGCAGCGUCUGCGAGCGCGCGAGGGCCGGCUGCGCGCCUCUCAUGCAGAAGUACGGCUUCCAGUGGCCCGAACGCAUGGCCUGUGAGAAACUGCCCCGCCAAGGAGACCCGGACCGCCUCUGCAUGGAAGAGACCGACCGCGCGCAAGAACCGGAGCCGCCGCGACCGCCACCGCGCAGGCCCUACAAAAACCACUGUAAGGAUCCAAAAAACUGCGAAAGCGGCCCGGCUGCAAGCCCGGGCGAGGGCACAAGCGAGGAGUGCGCGUGCGCGUGCCGGCCGCCGCUGGUCAGCGUGCGAACGCUACACAACGCCAGCGCCACCACGGGCGGCGUGCCGGCCUGCGCGCUGCCGUGCCGCGGCGCCUUCUUCACGCGCGAGGAGAAGGAGUUCGCGGCGGUGUGGGUCGCGCUCUGGGGCGGCCUCUGCGCGGCUUCCACUUUAAUGACUCUAACCACAUUCAUCAUUGACUCGCAACGCUUCAAGUACCCGGAGCGCCCGAUCGUCUACCUCUCCGCCUGCUACUUCAUGGUGGCGCUGGGCUACCUCGCGCGGCUCGCCAUAGGACACGACGAGAUCGCGUGUGACGGCGCCCUGUUGAAGACCUCGUCGAACGGCCCCAGCGCCUGCACCCUAGUCUUCAUUCUGGUGUAUUUCUUUGGCAUGUCGUCAUCUAUUUGGUGGGUGGUGUUGUCGUUCGCCUGGUUUUUGGCCGCUGGACUGAAAUGGGGCAACGAAGCUAUUGCGGGACAUGCGCAAUACUACCACUUAGCCGCUUGGUUGAUACCCGCAGCGAAGACUGUCGCGGUUCUUCUAGCAGGCGCCGUAGAUGGUGAUCCAGUCGCUGGAAUAUGUUACGUCGGAAACACAUCUUCAGAAAACUUAAAACGAUACGUUCUCGCGCCGCUCAUAGUGUACUUCGCUCUCGGAGCAACGUUCCUGCUCGCCGGCUUCGUAUCGCUAUUCAGAAUACGCUCAGUGAUCAAGCGGCAGGGCGGCGUCGGCGCCGGCUCGAAGGCGGACAAGCUGGAGAAGCUGAUGAUCCGCAUCGGCGUGUUCAGCGUGCUGUACGCGGUGCCGGCCGGCGUGGUCAUCGGCUGCUUCGCGUACGAGGCGGGCGGGCGCGAGGCGUGGCUCAAGCGCGUGGCGUGCGGCCCCGCGUGCGGCGGCAAGCCCAUGUACUCCGCGCUCAUGCUCAAGUACUUCAUGGCGCUGGCCGUGGGCAUCACGUCGGGCGUGUGGAUCUGGUCGGGCAAGACGCUGGACAGCUGGCGGCGCGUGUGGCGCGGCGGGCGGGCGCCGGGCCACCGCGCGCUCGUCAAGGGCGCCGUGUGACGCGAGGCGGCGGGCCCCGCGCCCGCGCCCCCGCUCGCGCCCCCCCUGGCGCCCCCGCUGGCGCCCUCGUUGGCGCCCCCGCUCGCGCCCACCGUUGCGCCCUCGGCGCCCUCCGCGCGCUCCGCGAACCCCCUCUCAGACUACGGACCCGUCUAAUUCUCGAUUCUUCAACAAGGAACUUGCUAUCAAUGAAAUCGACGCGGAUAACCUCUGAUUAUGAAUUGUGAAAGCAAUAAGUGAAUACAUUCGUUUUCGUGCGUUCACGUAAUAUGAAUGUGAGCUGAAAAUGAUAUGAAACUGCAAGAUUUCUGAUAUAUAUCGAACAAUAGGAAAAUCUUAAAAUAUAAAAUGGAAGCGCACCAUCUUAUCCUCAUAAGGUGAAACCCUCACGACCAAUGAUACUUUGUAUGUAGCUGGCUUUUAAUGGACUAUACCACCCCUAUUUCGGUGUUAUUAAGCUGGCUUCUACUCUUCCUGCUUUGAUAAAUAAAUCACGAGAAAUAAAAUAGUUUCCCUCAAAGAAUCCAGUGAAAUGUGAAUACGAACAAUAUACGGGUCCCCAAUGUGCCAUUCGCGGCUCGCGCAGACAUUCUCUCGACGACCAUGUGAUACGUACGGACGUGCGACUCGUUGUGUGAUUGUGCGUCGCGCUUUGUCUAGUCUUAGCAUGUAAAACGCGCGGCGAUGAACGUAUAUACGUAAUAGUUUAAGGACGGCAGUGAUGCUACGAACGACUAUGCGACUUUUUGUCGCAUCUGCGACUAUUUUGUCGCCCAUCAAUGUGUUUAUAAACAGAUUUUCGUACGUGUGAUUCCAUUUAAUAACUGCUUACUGAUACCUUUUUGUACAAAUAUAUAGAGAUAUAAAUUCUUAACUAGCAUAUGUGUUGUGUAGUAAAACUGUGAAAAUGAGAUUAUGUAACACGGGAUAUAACCGCUAAAAUAGUUAAAUAACGGAAGCAGAUAUUAAGUGGAAUUACAUGACGCGCUGGAUUAGUUCAUUAUACAGAAGUGUUUUAUAGUUGUUUUUUAAGCGAACCGAUAACAAUGUUAUUACAAAAACUUUUGAUAAGACGUAGAUCUGAAUAAACCGGCUGAUUAAAAGUUUCUGUAAGCAACUUCAUGGACUGUUUGUCACUGCCGACAAUAAUGUACUCGUGUUUUUGAAGAUCGCCCAUGCCAUCUCGCUCUAACCUAUUUGUAUCUAAGCGUUACAGUGAGAAGGCGAUACUUCACUACACGCGUCUACUGAUGUAUGAGACUAAUUUACUUAUACGGUUUAAUAUCUGGGUAUAUGUAUGUAAUAAUAAUAAUUAUGUUAGCUAUAAGAUUGUAAAAUUGUACGUAAUAAUAUAUUGUAUCUAUGAUUGUGGUAUACGUAAUAAUUUAAAAUUAAAUAUUUCUAUUCAUCUUGGAUGUAAUUUAAGUAGGUAGUUCUUGGAUACCAAACGUUUACUUGGAACGGCCGAUAGAUGGCACCGUUUUCAAUACGUGGCGCCAUCUGUUGGCGAGUAGUUUAAAUUUUCACACUGCCAUCUAUUGUACAAUAGUAAGACUUUUUCCCUAUUUGCUACUUUUCUAUUGUAAAAAAAACAAAGUGCAAUAGUUUCGAUGUCAAUUGAAUGGAAAUAAUUUUAGUGUAUGUACACACCACAGGUACACACGGACACCGCAGCCUAAGAGAAAGAAGAAUGUAAUUUAUUUUAUAUCCUAAC
Molecule: messenger RNA, 3697 nt
Organism: Colias croceus (clouded yellow)
Lineage: Eukaryota; Metazoa; Arthropoda; Insecta; Lepidoptera; Pieridae
Gene: fz2
Product: frizzled-2
Exons: 3
Coding region: 370-1983 (537 amino acids)
Biological process (GO): non-canonical Wnt signaling pathway; canonical Wnt signaling pathway
Cellular component (GO): plasma membrane
Molecular function (GO): Wnt-protein binding; Wnt receptor activity
Source: RefSeq, a predicted model, not a curated record